Molecule: messenger RNA, 1475 nt
Organism: Lotus japonicus
Lineage: Eukaryota; Viridiplantae; Streptophyta; Magnoliopsida; Fabales; Fabaceae
Product: FBD-associated F-box protein At4g10400-like
Exons: 4
Coding region: 21-1475 (484 amino acids)
Molecular function (GO): protein binding
Source: RefSeq, a predicted model, not a curated record
UAGAGCAAAGGCAGUGAUUUAUGAGCAUGAAGAAGAAGAAGAUGAACAUGGAGGAUAGGAUUAGCGGCUUACCAGACGAAAUCCUCUGCAACAUACUCUCUUUUCUUCCAACCAAGGAAGCUAUUGCCACAAGUGCUCUCUCCAAGAGGUGGAUCCCAUUGUGGCGUUCAGUCUCCACUCUCGACUUCAACUUCACCGAUGCCAAAUAUCUUCGAAGCACGAAGCGCCAUUCACGCUUUGUUGAGUCUGUGUAUGCAUUUAUCCUCUCACGAGAUUUCCACCAACCAUUCCACCAACCCAUCACAAAAUUCCGCCUCUCCUGUCAUCACGUUGACGAGUUAACACCUUCCACUCUCACCGUUUGGGUUAAUGCUGCCUUGCAACGCCGAGUUCAGCACCUCGAUAUCUCCCUUCCCGGCUGGUAUAACUUGUCUAACUCUUCUUCCAUCUUCAGUUGCAAAACUCUGGUGGUUCUCAAGUUGGAGGGUUUACAAUUCAAAACAACUGUUUCUUCUGUUGAUCUCCCCUUCCUUAAAGUUCUGCAUCUGCGAGGAUGGAUUCUAUGUGAACGUGGAUGUCUGGCUGAGCUUCUUUCCGGAUGUCCGGUUCUUGAAGAAUUGAAAGCAAGUAAUAUAUUUUUUGGUGAACCUGUUGCUCGCACAGAGUUUAAAACUUUGCCCAAGUUGGUCCGAGCAGAUAUUUCAGAGUCUAUUUCAGGGUCAAGUACAAAUCCCUUUAUGAUGAAAGUGGUUAAUAAUGCCCAUUUUUUGAAACUAAGUCAGAUUUAUACUAGAGUUUCACAUGAUGUUGAAGCCAUGUUUCACAAUUUAACCCGUAUUGAACUUGGCUAUUUAGGUUAUGUAAGUGACUGGUUUGAAGUAGUGAGAUUUCUCAAGUAUUGCCCCAAGCUUCAAGUUCUUGUCAUUAACCAGCCAGGGUUCCAUGAAUACGAUCUUGAUAGAAUCUGUCGCAACAUAAAAGAUUGCCAAGACCCAUCAUUUGUUCCUAAUUGCAUUCUACAAAACCUUAAAGAAUGCUAUCUAAAUGAUUACAGAGGUACAAACUGUGAGUUUCAAUUUGCAAAAUAUAUUAUGCGGAAUGGAAGAUUUUUAAAGAGGAUGACAAUAUGCAGUAGCACCGCCGGAGAGGAAGAAGAAAGGCUUAAGAAUAUACAAAAACUAUCCUCAUACACGAGUUUUAACUUGCUAAGGAAUGUGUCUGUCCUAUUUGUUCACAAAGGGAAGAAUCAGUGUCCCACCUCUUCUUCUCCUGUCCCUUCGCCUGGAACAUUUGGAUGGCAACUUACAAAUGGCAAGGAAUUUCGACAGUAUUACCAGAGGAGGGUAAGAUGCAUUUUCUCCAACACAUUUGCAAUUGUUGGACUCUUAACCAGAGGAAAGGGGCUUGCCGGCUUGGAUAAUCUGGAUAGCGGUAAUCUGGACGAUUUGGACAGCAAGGAACGCGUGCGUUUUUAG